AUGUCCUACUACCAGAACGGCUCGUACUAUCGCCCCAGCUCCUCGCAGCAGCAGCCCUACGGCAACACCAGCCCCUACCAGGCCCGGCGCCCCAGCUUCGAGAACGGCGACGAGGCCGCCUUUGUCACAAACGGUCGAGGCGACGGCUACAGCUACGGCCAGAAUGUGGACCGCCGGCCCAGCUACGCUGUGCGCCACCACGAUGAGCUCUUCAUGCAGGACUCGUCGAACCCGCCGCCGGACAUGCCCACCACACCGCUUGCCACCGACUUCGGCUCGCAAUACCAGUCUGUGGCCUCGCCCACCCAGCCGACCUACGACCCCCGCCAGUUUCCCGCCCCGGUCCAGAUCCCGAACCCACAAACUUUUGGUGGUGUAAACCGGACACAUUUCGACGCUGCUGCUCCCCACCAGCCGUACAACCCCGCUGCCUACUCGGAAAGCAAUCUGGGUCGCAGCGGCACCACCGCCGGUCGAGGCUAUGGCUACGGCUAUGAGGCUUAUCCGGCCUCGCCCCAGGCGACAGUCCAAUUUCCAUCACCCCAGAUCCCUUACCAAGCACAGUACUCUCCCACCCGUACAUACAGCCGCCCUUCUGUACAGUCUCCGACGUAUUCCAAUUCCCCCGGCUCCGCUCCGCUGCCUCCUCGACCCUUGGCAUACUCGCCUUCCACCGCGCCUCCUCCCCUGCCUGUCCCUCCUCACAGCAGUAGUUCCCCGCCGCCGGCUGACUGGCAGGAGCAAAUCGCGAGACGACCGUCCAUGGCCUCUGUUUACAGUGACUCCCGAUACAAUAACCCGCUUCCCUCGCCCCCGGUGGGCCAGGAUGACCGCCGGACAUCACCACUAUACCACUCGAAUCCCCUUCCCCCACUUCCCCAGCACUCGCCGACCAGGACCAAUACGUAUGGGCGCCACCCUCAAUCUCGGCCGCUGCCCGGUCCUCCGCAGGGUGAUGGCGGUUUUGGAAGAUCAGAUAGUAAUGGCAGUCCAUACGGUGGGCAAAUGACGUCUGAUGAUCUUUAUGACGAAAUCGAAAAUGCAGUGUUGCACGCUGGGAACUCUCCGAGGAUCGAUGUAGACCAAGCAGACCACCAUUCGCCAAACGGCCAGCAUGAGCCAUUCUUCUACGCAUCGCUUACUGGGAGUGGAGCGGCGGCGACAAACGGUCACCUGUCGCCAGAUCCGCAGUCGCACGCUGCGUACAGUUACAGCGACGAGAGUGAUGCGGAAGCAGCCGCUGGCUUGGCGGCUCUGCAAAUGGCUGAGGAGGAGGAACGCAGGGGCAGCAGUGGUGCUACACUUUUCAGCAGCUACAACAUGCGGCCCACAUCGUCCACAGCGCCGGAACCUCCUGCUCACGAACAACCGACAGCAACAGACGCCGUGUACAGCGAUGAUGACAUGGCAGGAAUCGAUCUGGGCGCUUAUGCUGGGAACUUUGAGCCGCACUUUACCUACGGUGGAAAUCCAGCUGAGCUCGCCAGUGGCGGCAUCGAUCGUUCGGGAAGCCAGAGCCAAACCUUAUCGUCGUCCGGCUCGCAACGCAAGUCCGGAGACGCGAGCGACGCAGACGCUUAUGAUCCCAUCCACCCCUUCCCUCCGUUUUCCAGCAAUGCAAGGGUGGACACUUUCGGCACCGGCGGGUUUGCCGAGCCGGGUGCCCACAGACGUCGCCUGAGCUACGACGAAGGCGAUGAAUCUAGUUUGAUGGUGUCUGAAACAUCGACACUUGCUGAGCCGCCUGAAAUGUUUUACCACCCAGGCAUGUCGCACUCGCGACCGCUCCCACCACCACCCGCCGGUGAACCGAACUUCACUCAACGCCAGAGCCCGUACGGUUAUCAGCAAGGUCGUGGAGCUUAUCCUGCCGGUCCCGAUCAGAUGGCCACUCCAAGUAGCGCUGUCGUGCCAAGAUCGACUUCGCUCGUCAGCCACAGCAACACGCCUCAAGCUGUUCCACCCAUCAGGUCCAAAACGGAUGCCGAAGAGCGACGACUUCGCAGCGCUGGAUUACGUACCUCAGCGCUCUAUGAGAAAGAUUCCAGCAGCGAAAACUUGACUCCACCCACAGCUAGCACGAUGACUCUGGAUCUUCCCGCACUCCCCGCUGGCAAGCGCUUCAACCCACAGAAGUUGACACCGAAAGAUUACGCAAGGUGCACGGAGCCUUGGGCGUUAAGCUCAAUCAUCGCCUGGCUGCGAAUGAUGGCAGAAGGAGAAACUGACUUGAAAGAGCAUCUCAUCACAGAGGGACUGGUGAACAUGUUUACUUACAAGGUUCCGACAAUGAAUGUAGCAGAUGCUGAAACUUUGAGCACUCAAGUCGUUCAGCAGAUGUACAAGGUUGGAACGCUUGAGCACGUUGAGGAGUGGCUGAAAUUCACGCCGGCAACGACUUCCGGCGUGCUCUUCCAACUGUCUAAAUCCGGUUGCUACGCACCAACGCUUCACGAACACCAUACUCACGGGCGCUGCUACUCUUACCACUGCCAGAGGACGUUGAAGAAGAUUGAUCUUCAUGCGCAACCAUCCGUGAGGAGGGGCGAGGAUUGGCUGUCGUUCUACAAGCUCAAGAAGGAGGACCUCCCGGAGAGUGUCAGCAGAAAGGAAAUCGACAGGCAAAACAUCCUUCAUGAGAUUGUUCAGACCGAGGAUAAUUUCAUGGACAGUUUGAAUGUCCUCCGCGAAAUCUAUCGCGACGGGCUUAUGCAGAUGCAGCCUCCAGUCAUUGGCCCCAAGAAGUUGAAGGGAUUCAUUCGGGACGUAUUUGGCAAGGUCGACGCCGUCAAGCAAGCAAACGAGGAGCAUCUUCUUCCGCAGAUGAAAUACCGCCAACAGGAGCAAGGCCCUUGGGUUCACGGCUUCAGCGACAUCUUCCGCGAAUGGAUCAGAAAAGCUCGAGGAGCAUAUAUCGAGUAUGCGGCUGCUUUCCCGUAUGCCACUUUCCUUGUCCGACAGGAAGCAGAGCGGAAUAUUCUCUUCCGCAGCUAUUUGGACCAAGCCCAGGCCCACAAAAUGUCGAAGAAGCUUGCGUGGGACAACUAUCUCAAGUCUCCGAUCACAAGGCUGCAACACUACGGCCUUCUGCUCAGUACUGUUCUCAAACGUUCUCUUGUAGACAAUGAGGAGAAGAGGAAUCUGCACAUUGCGAUCGAGGAAAUCAAGGCUGUCACACAGGAGUGCGAUGCGCGUGUGGCGGAAAUGUCCCGCAAGGUUGAUCUCACGGACCUCCAGUCCAAGCUCAUCCUCCGUCCAGGCAUGCAGAGAGUAGAGCUGAACCUCAACCACUUGGGCCGAGAGCUCAUUUUUAAGGGCGACCUUCAGCGCAUGGGUGGUACAAGGUACACAUGGCUUGAGACCCACGCAUUACUUUUCGACCACUACCUUGUCUUGGCAAAGACGGUCCAUCACCGAGACGUGGAGGGUGGCGCGAAGCAGGAGAGAUAUGACGUUUCUCGACUGCCAAUUCCGAUGGACCUUUUAGUUCUCGAGAGUUCGAACGAUGAUCCAGUCGUCAAAUCUUCCGUCAAGGGCGUGGCAACUGUAACAUCAACUGCCAGACCAGACUCCCGACUUCGCGCUGGAUCGAAUGCAAGCCCCGCUCCAGGAACACUUUCCCACGUUAACACGGGGUCUUCCAUGGGCUCUACCCUAACAAGUGGGUCGGCAGCCAAGGGCAUGGUGGUGACGACUGUCUUGGAAAGCCCCAAGGACGAAAAGAUCAUGUAUCCAUUCCGCAUCAAACACCUUGGUAAGGAGGUGUAUACGCUUUUCGCACCGUCGGCACAAAACCGCCAGGACUGGUGUGACAAGAUCUUGGAAGCGAAGACGAAGCAUGCUGCUGCGCUGUUUGCGCAAAACGCGGAGCCAUUCCGCUUGCGUGUUAUGGCCGACUCAGCCUUUGCAUACGAGGGUGGAACGGGUGGCUCCCAGAGCAUUACCAUCAAGGGCACUCCCCUGGACCGCGCUAUUGACGAUGUCGAGAAGCUUUUCGCCAAUACAGGCCGACCCAGCCCCAUCUGCAGAGCUCGCGUCAACUGCGCGACAGCUUUCAUGCAACCAUAUGGCAAGCCCAUGGUAGCUGUCGGGACGGAUUAUGGAGUGUACAUCUCGGAAACGGCCAAUCCUCGCGGCUGGACAAGGGCCAUCACGAUUCAGAAGGUCUCACAAAUCGCCGUUCUCGAAGAAUUCAGCAUAAUGCUGCUGAUCUCCGACAAGUCUCUCAUCGCCUAUCACCUCGACCUCGUCUGUCCUGUCGGGGGCGCUGCAGGUGGCAGCAACAGCGAUUCGGCGCGCCGAGCUCCCCAGAAGCUGUCGGGUUCGCGUGAUGUCGGCUUCUUUGCAACCGGCAAGAUGAAAGAUCGUACCCUCGUUUUCUACAAAAAGCGGGAAGGCCUCUCUUCUACCUUCAAGGUCCUCGAGCCCGUCUUCCAAAAAAGUACCGAGAAAAGGAGCCGCUUCCUUCGAACCGGCCGCACCGAGUUUUUCCGCGAAUACGACGAGUUCUACAUCCCGACUGAGUGCUACGGUCUCAAUCUGUUCCACUCUUCCCUUGCCGUUUCAACAUCCAAGGGUUUCGAAGUGCUCACUCUCGACAAGAAGCAGUCUUGGUCCGUGCCAGACCUGAAAGCGAGUCACGUCGCUACCAUCGCCUCGCGCUUGCAGGGACUCGAUCCGCUGGGCAUGUUCCGACUUAGCGACCAGGAGUUCUUGCUCUGCUACGAAGAAUGCGCCGUCUACGUCAACAAGCAUGGUGACGUGUCGCGGUCGGUCAUCAUGGAGUUCGUCGGCAAGGCCAAAGCCGCGGCGUUGUACGGCCCGUACGUGCUGCUCUUCGACCCGGACUUUGUCGAGGUGCGCAACGCGCAAAACGGCCGUUUGCGCCAGGUCAUUCCAGGCAGGGACGUCAAGUGCCUCGACGACGGCCUAGGCCUCGGUGGCCAUUGGGUCCAGCCAAACGGCAAUGCCGGUCAGGCGCACGGACAGAACGGCAUGGGCGCCGGUGCGUAUGGAGGGAAUGGAGCGGUGCUUAGUCGCACGGUCAAGCUGGCGAUGCAGCACCCCAGACACGAGAAAUGCCAGAUCGUCGUGGAGUUGCUUUUGAACGAGGGGCAGAGAGACUAA
Molecule: messenger RNA, 5127 nt
Organism: Lasiodiplodia theobromae
Lineage: Eukaryota; Fungi; Ascomycota; Dothideomycetes; Botryosphaeriales; Botryosphaeriaceae
Product: Cnh domain protein
Exons: 3
Coding region: 1-5127 (1708 amino acids)
Molecular function (GO): guanyl-nucleotide exchange factor activity
Source: RefSeq, a predicted model, not a curated record